Molecule: messenger RNA, 2065 nt
Organism: Diospyros lotus (date-plum)
Lineage: Eukaryota; Viridiplantae; Streptophyta; Magnoliopsida; Ericales; Ebenaceae
Product: probable WRKY transcription factor 31
Exons: 6
Coding region: 148-1827 (559 amino acids)
Biological process (GO): regulation of DNA-templated transcription
Molecular function (GO): sequence-specific DNA binding; DNA-binding transcription factor activity
Source: RefSeq, a predicted model, not a curated record
UAAAGACUUUCACUCUCCCGUCUCCCGAACCCUUUAUAUUUCCCGUUCAUUUUCCUCUCUCUCUCUCUCUCUCUCUCUCUACUAUAUUCUUCAUCGAACAUCCAUCUCCCCCAAUCUCUCUACCUCGUCAUAUAUAUAUAUAUAUAUAUGGACAAAGGUUGGGGAUUAGCCCUUGAUUCUGAUCGCAAAAUUGAUUUCUUUCCCAAAAAGUUGUCCGCCGGCUACAGGGAAAUCAUGUUUCAGGGCAUCGAAUUUCCAGUGAAUCUCAACCGGAGGGAGGAGCCAGCUGCAGCAACGCCGCCGGCAGGUGAGAAUAGGAUGGUUGUCGGUGAGGUCGACUUCUUCUCCGAUCAUACGAGCAAGUCGCAACCCAAUUUUUCAAUUAAUUCCAACAUCAAGAAGGAAAAUUCAAAUUCAGCGGAAGUGGUCAGAAGAACUGAUUUGCAUGUCAACACUGGUUUGCACCUUACGACUAACGUCGGAAGUAAUCAGAGAUCGUUGGUGGAGUCAGAUACCGAUGACAAACGAUCCAGAAAAGAGCUAGCAGACUUGCAAGCCCGGCUUGAACGAAUGAAUGCAGAAAAUCAGAUGUUAACAACCAUGCUUUCCCAAGUUAGCAACAAUUACAAUGCUCUACAGAUGCAGCUAAUGGCAUUAAUGCAGCAACAGCAAAGUUUGAAGGCCAAAACCAGUCAAGGGCAUGAGACAGCAGAAGGUUUAAGAUCGGAAGAUAAGAAACGAGAGGCUGAAGGACCAGUGGUGCCGAGACGAUUCAUAGACUUGGGGCCCAGUUCUGCAACCGAGACAAACGAGCCGUCUCAGUCUAAUUCAUCCGAAGAAAGAACGCAAUCCGCCGGAUCGCCUCUGAAUAACAAGAACGAACUGAUCUCACUUGAUCAUGAUCAAGAAAAUGGCAAGAAGAUCCGGAGGGAGGAGAGCCCCGAAUCUGAUGGGUGGGUUUCGAGCAAAGCCCCCAAAUUGAAUGCACCGAAGAGUGUCGAUCAGCCCCCGGAAGCUACAAUGAGAAAGGCCCGGGUUUCGGUUCGAGCCCGAUCUGAAGCUCCCAUGAUCACUGAUGGGUGUCAAUGGCGCAAGUAUGGCCAGAAGAUGGCGAAAGGGAACCCGUGUCCCCGAGCUUAUUAUAGGUGCACCAUGGCUGUUGGAUGCCCAGUUCGCAAACAAGUUCAAAGAUGCGCGGAGGACAGAACAAUCUUGAUAACCACAUACGAGGGCACGCACAACCAUCCGCUGCCGCCGGCAGCAAUGGCCAUGGCAUCAACCACAUCGGCAGCGGCAAACAUGCUACUUUCAGGGUCCAUGUCUAGUGGAGAUGGGCUGAUGAACCCUAAUUUUCUGGCAAGAACAAUGCUUCCAUGCUCGUCUAGCAUAGCAACAAUCUCAGCUUCAGCACCAUUUCCAACAGUGACGUUAGACCUCACUCACUCCGCCAACCCGUUACAGUUCCAAAGACCCACUCAAAUUCAGAACUUUGUCGCUCCGUUCGGCCAGAUGCAGUACAACCAAUCUAGAUUCUCCGGCCUCCAAGUGUCCCAAGAAAUGGAGCCACCUCAAACUGCCCGCCAAGCUGCAGCUGCACAAUUUCAACUAUCACAAAACCCUUCAUUUGCCGACUCUCUCAGCGCCGCCACGGCUGCCAUCACCGCCGACCCAAACUUCACCGCAGCCCUUGCUGCAGCCAUCACAUCGAUCAUCGGCGGUUCUCAGCCAAACAGUACCUCCGCCAACUCCACCAGUACCUCCGCCGCUGCCACCAACACCACCAUAAGCAACGGCGACAAGAUUGCCAGCACUUUCCUAGGGAAUUAAUUAAACGUGAUGGAAAUGUUUUCUUCAUUGUGUUUCAUUUCUUUUUUUGUUGUUACUUGAUCAGAUUAUGGAGGUGGGAACGACACAACAUGUUCAUACAGUUUAUCCGUCCUUGUUGAGUAGGGAGGGGGGACAGAUACAAGGAUUUUUGUUCUAUACAGAAUAAUUAAUUAAUUGUUUCGUAUUUUCAGUAAAUACAGAAAAUGAAGAACACUGAUGAAGACGUCUAUUCGUCGUU